Mesocestoides corti is the source of this 2442-nucleotide messenger RNA. Lineage: Eukaryota; Metazoa; Platyhelminthes; Cestoda; Cyclophyllidea; Mesocestoididae. The record is from the annotation of a GenBank genome assembly.
AUGGCAGACAACCAGGAAAUGUUGGAAGUGAAUUAUGAAGAACAAUACAGGGUUCUAUCGGAGGAAAAUAAAAAACUAUCAAUAGAUAUUGCAAGUUUACAGCUGAGCAACAGAAGCCUUGUCAACCAAAACCGUGAUGAAAAGAAAAAAGUUAUGGAUUGCAGACUUCAAAUAAGCGAUUUAGAAAGUCGUCUGAAGACCCUGGAUAAUAUUAAAAGCGAGUUGUCUGAAAGCCAAUUGCAGGCUGAACGUUUACGCCAAAGCUUAGACGCUAAUGAAACAAAGCUAGCAGCUACUGAGCGUCGGGCAAAUGAAGCUGAAAGUCUUAUUAAGGUAAAAGAUAGUAUUAUUGACAAACACCGGAAAUUUUCCAAAGAAUUGGAAGAGAAAGUCAAUAGCCUCACCGAAGAAAUUGAUGCUUUAAAUUCGAAAUGUGGUAAAUUAGAGGUGAAUUUAUGCGAGGCCUUGGAUAGGGCGGAUGAAUGUGAUCGGUUACGUGAGGUCGUGGCCGCGAAAACAGCCCUCUUGGAUACAUUAGCUGAAUCGUCUGAUGGCGUUAGUGCUAGUGGAUUGGCCGCUGCAAAUCAAUUUUUUAAGGAACAGGAGGCUAAGCUUACGGAGCAUUUAACGGAAGUGAAAUCGGCUAAAAAUGAGCUUGAAAAAAAUCUAAAAGCAUUGACAUCUGAAAGGGAUUUGCUACAGGAAAAGGUGGAAAAACAAGAUGCGGAGAUUGAAAGCUUAAAAGAGAAGUGUUCUAAUCUGGAGACAUACGCCAAAGAGUCCAAGAAUUCGGAUAAACGCUCAAAGAAUGAUAUGUCGAAUUCUCGCUUAAUUGGUCCAUCAUUGCCUCCGUGGAUCUUGGAAGAAAAGAAACCUGAUCCGACUGAGCUGGAAAAACUAAACAACGCUGAUCCAGCAACUCUAAGAAACCGUGUUCUGGAUUUGGAGGGUAAAGUGCAUGAACUUAAUCAGUUGUUAACUUACCGGGAGGAUGUCAUCCUUCGCAUUUAUCAGGAGAUCCAGAAGAAAGCCUCCCGUUUGGAAGCCGCUGAAGUGGAGCGUUCUAGCCUGUCGGCACAAGUUAGUAUUCUCAAACGAGAACUCUCGGCAUGCCGGGAUGACGGUGGUUCUCGCGGGGGCAGGCGUUAUAAUGAUGGCUACCCACCGGAAAUCGAGAUUGAGAUUGAGCGACUUCGUGGCAAACGCGACCGCGAAUACCAACGGAGGAAACGGGCUGAAGCAGAAAUGGAUGAAAUGGAGGCAGAGUUGAACGAGGUGAAGGAGAAGAUGAAGAAGCUGGAGGAGGAAAUGGCUGAAAUGGCGUCUGCUCCAAAACCAGUUAUUCAUGCUGGAGAUCCUGCUGACAAAGCCAGAAUUGCUGAACUACAGGCCACGGUUACUCAACUCAGAAUGGACAAUGAAGCAAAGCGUUCGGAACUCUUUGAUCUCAGAUCUCGUUUUGACGAGAAAUCCAGUCAGCUGGAUUCUUUCUCUUCUGAGAUGAAGACCAAGGAACGCCAAGUGAACGAUUUAUCCGCGGAACUUGCUACAAAGACAAGCCAAUUGGAGCAGGCCAACAAGGAGCUCGAAGCUGUGCGUCUUCGUGUAGUACGAGGUGGCGUUGAGACCGAACGUUGGCAGACCGACCUAAAUAGCGUCCGCACUACCAACCGUUUCUUGGCCCAACAGACUAAUGAGUUGCGUGAGCGUUUAAGCAGCACCGAGGCCCAAUUGGCGGCUGCACAAAAGCUCCUUGUCGCUGCUAAAGAAAAGGAAGGCAGUGUUCCUUUGUGCAAUGGAGUCUCAAAUGACAACAAGGACGAGCAUUCUGACGAGACCAAUCGCGUUAGCCAAUUGCUUUCCGACUUAAAGAAAGAACAUCAAUCGUCUGCUGCCUGUGCCGAACGAUGCACUGCGCUGACGAAACAGCUAAGCGAGCUAGAAUCGACACUGUUGGAAACGCGAGAGCGGUUAAAUGAAGCAACUAGCGAGAACCGACGUACAGACUUGGAGCACGCGACGGCUCUGGCCACAAGUGUUCCUACUUCCCCACCUGCCAAGCGCCCCAGGCGCACGCGAGCAAAUAACACCCCAGCCGCUGCUGCAGCUGCUCCACCGGCACGUUGCCCUGCUUUUACGGAAUGUGCUGCUUGUGCCGAGCUUAAGCGACAGGUUCAGGCCCUCGAAACCGAUCUUGCGGAAUCAAGUGCAAAGAUAAGCAGUUCUGUUGCUGAAUUAAACGAUCUGCGUUCUCGAUUAAGCGGUGCGGGCGAAGAGACGUGUAAACUGCGGGAGGAACUCUCAAAUCUUCGUGAAGAACUUGCCACCACAUCCGCGAAUCUUAAAAAACUUAAGCAGGCAGCUCAGGCUUACCUCAAUGAGGCACCGACCACGUCCUCGGUCGCCGCAUCGAAUCUCCGCCAACUUCUCUCUGAGGCUUAA